AGCCGUGCCCCAUGCCAACCCCCCCAUGCACGCUCGCGGUUGCUGCUAAAUUGGAUUCCUCAAAAUCUUAGAGUAGCUUCCAGCAAGCAUCCUGGGUCCCCGUCCAGGAUGCAGACACCAUGCUGGUCAACGUGAGCCGGAGGGGUCGCGCAAACGGUCGUCCUCAAUCUAAACUUGCAGGAAGCAGACAGAUGUAUAAGAUGCUCCUCAUCCGUCAUGUAAAUUCAUUUUUUCCCUAUCAAGCAUCAACAGCUCUCUCAUCUCCUUAUCCACACUCACUUUCUUCUCUUUAUCGUCUGAAAGGAGAUCAACAGGUUGCUCGUCCUUGAUAAUACCUUUUUUCCCAUCCAAAAUUCCAUAUAUUCUUCGACAGUUUCGAAAGUCUCUCGGCGUCUAAUUAUUUCGACCCUCCAAUUCUCUCAGACUCAAGCUCGAAUUUUACCUGUACCAUGCCUUCCGUACGCUCUGUUCUCGCCGGCCUCCUAGCCACUACCCUCUUCCAACUCUCUACGGCAUCACCGAUUCCAAUAGAAGAAGCAUCAGAUUGCUUGCCUAGCAAGCCUGUCGCAGUAACACCAACAAUUCCUCCCAGUGGCAACGUUCCAGACCUCCCAACCACCAACCUCACACUUUUAUACGUAGCCAUCGGUCGGGGAAUCCAAAACUACACAUGUACCGCAGCAGGCGCAACACCCUCAGCAGUUGGAGCAAUCGCAACCCUCUUCGAUGCUACCUCACUCGCAUUCACAGACGAGACAGCCGUCCACGCCAUCCCACCCGUAGCAGUCUACAUGCCUCAACCAACAUCCAGCCUCGCCCUCAAAGCCGGUGUCUUCAAUCCUAUCGGACACCACUACUUCGAUGCCGCUGGAACCCCAACUUUCGAUCUCACCGCUGUCGACAAGAUCCUCUUCGGAGGCAAGACUGGAGAUGUGAAGGCACCAACCACAGCGAAUGUAGGACCUGACGGAACUGGUGCUGUGGACUGGCUUCAGUUGACGAAGAAGUCAACUUAUACUAGUGUUGGCGUUCAGGUGGCUUACCGACUUGUUACUGCCGGUGGAAGUGCGCCAGCCACCUGCUCGAACUCAAGUCUUAUCACCGUGCCGUAUGCUGCCGAAUACUGGUUCUACAACUGAGAGAUUUAAAGCAUAUUUACGGAAGACAAAAAUUUCACUGUCCGGAAAAUGGGAAGGAAAUAAUAGGAAAUCAAAAGGGGAGAAGGGAAGGAGGUCUGUGCAUAGAAAGGGGGGUUCGUGUAUAUAUUUGAUUUGAGUCUUGCAGCACUCCAGCGCGCAAAGUUGUAUUACCGCCAUUUUGAUAGCAUUUACACCAGUUUUGAAUUCAUCAUUUACAUUCAC
This is a messenger RNA of Mollisia scopiformis, 1361 nucleotides long. RefSeq lists its product as uncharacterized. NCBI's taxonomy places the organism in Eukaryota, Fungi, Ascomycota, Leotiomycetes, Helotiales, Mollisiaceae. The record is from RefSeq and is a predicted model, not a curated record. The coding region runs from base 450 to 1139 and encodes 229 amino acids. The transcript has 3 exons.